AUGGAGGACGUUAAAAACUUGGACACCUCCGACACAACUGUUUUUACUAAUAUAAAUCCAACGAAAUGGACAAACAGAGGCGAGGAACCGUUACCUGGUGAAGCGUUUACUAAAAGAUCUGAACCCGGCAGCGAUUCUGAAUAUCGCUGUGAGAUUUGUAAGAAACUAUUCACUUCAGAAAGCGAAGUGUUGAGGCACAAAGGAAUCCACAACAGGGAAAAACCUUACCACUGUGAUGUCUGUUGGAAAUCUUUUCUCUAUAAUUGUAAUUUAAUAAGUCACAAACGAAUCCAUACGGGAGAGAAGCCGUUCCAUUGCGAAGUGUGUGGCAAGUGUUUUGUUCAGAAUAGUAAUUUGACGAUACACAAAAGGAUUCACUCGGGAGAGAAACCGUAUUCCUGCGAUGUGUGUGGCAAGUCUUUCGUUAAUAAUAGCGAUUUGAAUCGUCACAAAAAAAUCCACAGCGGAGAGAAACCUUGUCGUUGCGAGAUCUGUGGCAAAUCGUUUAUCACCAACACGAAACUAACGACUCACAUCAGAAUCCACACGGGCGAGAAACGGUUCCAUUGCGACAUCUGUGGCAAAUUCUUCACACAGAAUUCGAAUCUUGUUAUUCACAAACGUAGACACACGGGAGAGAAACCGUUCCACUGUGACAUCUGUGGGAGGUCAUUCAUCACGAAUGGUCUGUUGAAAACGCACAGAAUUAUACACACGGGAGACAAUCCAUUCCAUUGCGAUAUCUGUGGGAAAUGUUUUUCUGUGAAUUCUAGUCUUGUUGUUCAUAAGAGGAUCCAUAGUGGAGAAAAACCGUAUCAUUGUGAGAUUUGUGAGAAAUCUUUCAUCUCUAAUUCUAAGCUGACGAUCCACAUCCGUAGCCAUACUGGAGAACAGCCAUACAGCUGUGAAAUCUGUGGGGAAUCUUUUGUGUCGAAUUCCAAACUUCGAAUCCACAUUCGUAGUCACACAGGAGAACAACCGUAUUGCUGUGAAGUGUGUGGGAAAUCUUUUGUAAAUAAUUGUGAUUUAAAGAGACACAGACGAAUCCAUACGGGAGAGAAGCCAUUCCACUGUGAAAUCUGCGGCAAAUCAUUUAUUGAUAAUUCUCACCUUGUCGUCCAUAGACGAAUCCACACAGGCGAAAAACCACAUCGUUGUGAUGUGUGUGGGAAAUGUUUCGUGUCAAAUAGUUAUUUAACAAGUCACAAACGAAUCCAUACAGGAGAGAAACCAUUCCACUGUGAAGUCUGUGGUAAGUCUUUCAUCACCAACGGUCUUUUGAAAACACACAGAGUAAUUCACACAGGAGAGAAACCGUUCCAUUGCGAAAUCUGUGGCAAAUCCUUCAUCACAAAUGGUCUUUUACAAACUCACAAACGAAUCCAUACAGGAGAGAAACCAUUCCACUGCGAAAUCUGUGGCAAGUGUUUUAUCACCAAUGGCCACUUAACGACCCACAAACGGACACACACAGGUGAAAAACCGUUCCAUUGUGAAAUCUGUGGCAAGUCUUUUAUUACUAACAGUCUGUUAAAAACACACAAAAUAAGACAUUCUGGAGAGAAGCCCUUCCAUUGCGAAGUGUGCGGCAAAUCUUUUAUUGCCAAUGGUCUUUUAUCAAUCCAUAGAAGGAUCCAUAGUGGAGAGAAACCAUUUCAGUGUGAAAUCUGUGGGAAAUCUUUUGUGAAUAAUGCAAAUCUUGUAAUCCACAUCCGCACUCAUACGGGAGAGAAACCGUUCCACUGUGAAGUGUGUGAGAAAUCUUUUGUUUGUAAUGAUUAUUUGAAGAGACAUAAGCGUAUACAUGGUGGAGGAGGGAAGAGUUUCAACUGUGAAACUUGA
This is a messenger RNA of Octopus sinensis (East Asian common octopus), 1842 nucleotides long. Its product is annotated as zinc finger protein 62-like. Bases 1 to 1842 code for a protein of 613 amino acids. The record is from RefSeq and is a predicted model, not a curated record. NCBI's taxonomy places the organism in Eukaryota, Metazoa, Mollusca, Cephalopoda, Octopoda, Octopodidae. Gene Ontology annotation, biological process: regulation of transcription by RNA polymerase II. The transcript has a single exon. Gene Ontology annotation, molecular function: DNA-binding transcription factor activity, RNA polymerase II-specific; RNA polymerase II cis-regulatory region sequence-specific DNA binding.